This is a messenger RNA of Silurus meridionalis, 5361 nucleotides long. Its product is annotated as A-kinase anchor protein 2. The record is from RefSeq and is a predicted model, not a curated record. Lineage: Eukaryota; Metazoa; Chordata; Actinopteri; Siluriformes; Siluridae. Gene Ontology annotation, biological process: regulation of cell shape. Gene Ontology annotation, cellular component: membrane.
CUCACCGCUCGCUGCCACCCAGAGUCUGACUGAUUCCGCAAGAAGGACACACUAUCUCUCAUUCUUUCAGAAAUGUGAAAGAGCCUAAGAAAGACUGUGAGAGAGACGUGCGAGAAGUGAGAGAGACGAGGCAGCCAUAAUGGGCACACCCCUGAGAAGGAAAGCCCCGGCUUCUGAGAUGGCUGAGGCUGAACUUCAUAAAGAGAGGCUCCAGGCCCUGGCGGAAAAACGAAAAAGACAAACCGAGAUCGAGGAUAAAAGAAGACAGUUGGAUGAUCUUGUUCUGCAAUUUCAACAUCUUAGGUCCAAAGCCAUGAGGGAACGGUGGCUUCUACAAGGUACUCCAACGGGGCCUGACGAGAAAGAUGAGGAAAGCAGGAGACAAGUUGAGCAGGAUGAGCUUCAUAUCAAGAAACUAGAAGACUCCAUUCAGAGACUUGAAUCAGAAAUCAUUUUACUGGAGAAUGAGGAAUCACAAAUAUCCGCCAAAGAGCAAGUGCUCAGAGAGAGACUUCGUGAAACAGAGAGCUCUAUUGAAGAUCUACAGAAAAGUCUGCAGAACCAAGACGGAGAUGCAAGAAUUCACACCUGCUCCCAGAUCCCCAGGCUCCCAGGGUUGAACCCUCAAACUCUGUCCUCUGCUUCAGGAGAUCACCAGCACUCAAGAACACCUGCGUUGUACGCCAUGGAGAUCAACGUCGAAAAGGACCACAAGACAGGCAACACCAAGAUCUUGUCCACUUCACGUAUCAGCCCUGAGGCCGCCUGCCAACGCGGCGUCAAGGUCUACGAUGAUGGGCGCAAUGUGAUCUACGAGGUGCAUUCUGGGAGUUCCACUACAGUAGAGAACGGUGUGCACCCAUUGAGCUCAGACGAAGUGGAGGAACUGAUACAUCGAAUGGGUCAGGCACACCACAGACCAGACGGAACACGUGUCACAAUCGUGCCAGGUGAGUCUGGGAUCAGGGAUCAAAGCAGCACGCAUUUGGAGCCGCAAAGCCACGAGAGUGAAAUGAAGAUCGAACAAGAGGAUAGUCCACAAGCACACCAAAGCUUCGAGGGUGAGGUGAAAGAGGUUCCUGAGGCCACCGCUAACCAGCCGAUUACUAUGAUUUUCAUGGGUUAUCACAGCGUGGAUGAUGAAGAGGAGACCAAGAAGCUGCUGGGCUUCGACGGCACCAUCAAAGCUGAGAUUGUUCUGAUUGACGAGGAUGACGAGAAGUCUUUGCGUGAGAAGACCGUCACGGACAUCUCCACCGUGGAUGGCAACGCCGCAGACCUCGUCUCAGGAAGGCCGGUAUCCGAGGCCACCGAACUCUCUUCUGAGGGCCAAGAUGAAAGUACAGCCAAGGAGCUGCCGUCCACAGGUAGUGAGAAAGCUCGCUGUGUAUUGCUGACAGCAGAGAAUGGUCUUUUCCCAGGAGUUGCUGCAGGACCGUCAAACACUCCACCGAAAUCCUGCCAGCUCAUAGAGGAUGACACUGAACUAAAAAGCAGAAGGACCUCAGAGAAGAGCCUGAAAAGCGUCAGUUUCUUAGAUCCGGUCACUGUUAUAAGUGGAGAUAAGAUUGACAUGGAGGUUGAGGUACAAAGCCAAAGCCAGCUCAACCAUGCAACAAAUGGUCAGAAUGGUGUGAAGCACAAAGGAGAAGUGCUGGAUGAGGGUGAAGUCGCCCAGGAAAUACGCUAUCUCGAUGAGGUCCUUGAGGCCAACUGUUGUGACACCGGAGCUGAGAUGACUUCAAAUGGAACUUAUUCCCCGGUGCUCCAAGCAGUAUAUGUUGAUGGAAAUGGGCCAUCUGUUCAGGUUUCUGAUGCACCAUCCUCAAUAAGCAGUGAUGUAAGCAUAGAAGGAAAACAACAGACCAUCUUUGUUGAAGGCAAUGUGAACAGUUUCAAACCAAAUGGCCCCAGAACGAUGAGUGAUGAUUACAAUACGUCACCUGACAAUGAAACGAUCAAGAAAGAGGCCCGAUUUGAGCUCCGUCCCUUCUUUGAAGAGAAAAAGCCAGCAAAGCUUUUCGAUACACCAACAGAGAAAGAAAUAAGGGUGAAAAAGGUCAGGCCUUCAGAGGAGGUCGCAGAGUUGGAGAGAGAGCGCUUAGAGCUCAUUCGUGAUCAGGCGGUAAAGAAAAAUCCAGGAAUUGCAGCGAAAUGGUGGAACCCACCACAGGAAAAGACACUAGAGGAGGAACUGGAACCAGAAAAAUUAGAGUCACUAAAACGAUAUGAAGAGAGAAAGCAGAAGAGACCCGAAACAAGCAGGGUACCGCAAGCACCCCCUAAACAAACGGUCUCCUUCGUCCAGUCGGAAAUAGUAAAUAAGGACGACAUUGUUGUUCAGGGAAUUGAUUUCUCUGUAGCCCGCCAACAGUUCCUUCAGACGGAGCACAGUAAGCACAAACAGCAACAGCCAGCCACAAAAAGAAAUGUGUCUCCUCAGAUAUACUCUGCCAGACCAUUCUUCAGGUCCUCUGAUAUUGAUCGGUCAGGCAGCUCUAUUACAGUCACCAGCCCAGGCAGAGUCACCCUGGACAGUGGUGGCGAAAUGAACAAUGUCAAAAUCGAAAAGGUGUUUUACAGUUCUGGAGAUUCUCCCAUCCAAAGCCCAUCGUCUGACAACGAAGUAAAAAGUGAUGAGUUUACCUGUGCCAAAGCAGUGAUGACCAUCCUCAAGGAUGAAGACUCAGAAUUGCACCAGCGAUCAAUCAACAGUUCCUAUCAUCCUGAGGAGUUAGACUCUGGAUUGGAUGACUUAUCUCUUAGAUCACAAGAUACUACAGUACUCGAGACCUUGUCCAAUGAUUUCAGCAUGGAUAACAUAAGCGACAGCGGUGCCUCCAAUGAAAUCAUCAGUGCCUUCAUGGAGAACUCGCUCGGCGACUAUUCUUUUCCCUCUACUCCACAGGCCACAACACCAAUUAAUGGAAAGUUGGAAAGCAGCACCAAAUCACCAUGUUUCCCCUACCAAACAGACAGCUACACGGAAGAGGAUCUUGAAUAUCACGCCGGCAUAUUGGUGCAAAAUGCCAUCCAGCAAGCUAUUGCACACCAAACAAAUCAAUGGGAACCACUCCAGGCAAUGCAGCAGUCCUCUCCAAUCCCAGUGCAACAGGAAGAGGCUUCAGUACCUUCCCCAGCAACACCUGAAAAGAAAUCUCCUUAUAUACCACCUGAUCCAGAGCCAUUCCCAGUGGAAGAAAAGAAAACCAUCACUCCAAAUAUUACUGUACAUGUGCCUACAACUCCUGUUAUAACCACAAAUGCUUACAGGUCCCCAAGUCCGUCCUCCCCACCAAACGAGAAAUCAGAGUUCAGCUAUUUCAGUAAGUACUCAGAAGCAGCAGAGCUUCGAAGCACAGCAUCUGUGACUCCUGCACAAGGCCCAGAGAUCACCUCAGGGCCUUUCAAACUGCGCUCACGCAAGCAGAGGACACUGUCCAUGAUCGAAGAAGAGAUCCGAGCUGCCCAGGAACGUGAGGAAGAGCUUCGCAAGGAACGGCAAGCCCAAACUGUUCGUCCCAGCAUCAAUCCCAUUCACAAGCGAAAGACCAACAGCCUUCCAGCCAAACUGGUCCUUGGUGGGAAGACAGCUCCUGGUAAAAUUGAAAAGAUCCGUGUUGCCCCGCCGGUAUCUCCAGCUUCUUCAGAUGGUGCACUCCCAUCCCCUCUUUCCGAUCUGGGGAGCGAUGACUCAGGUGGAAACCAGCGGCCUAAAAACUUCAUGCAGACCCUAAUGGAAGAUUAUGAGACACACAAAGUCAGGCGUCGGGAGAAGGCUGAGGACAACACUUAUGUGCGUCUAUUGCUCGCUAAAGAUGUUACAUCUGAGGUUUUAGAGGCUACCCGAGUUACCCGCAGGAAAAGUAACAUGGCACUACGAUGGGAAGCGGGAAUCUACGCCAACCAGGAAGACGCUGAGGAGGGAGAGGAGGAAGAAUGAAGUCAGCUCGCUAUUUAAAAAAAGAAAAAAUAACAAAACCAAAAGCGUGUUGGAGAACCCCAACCAAGUAUUUAUGCUCAGAGAAUAUGUAUAUUGCAGGAUCGAAUAAUCGUUGGAUUUCCAAAUGAUCACCACAGAAGGUCAUUCAGUCAUGUAGUGGGAUCUGUGGAAAGGUUCUCAUAAAAAACUCAAUACGAUACAAUUUGGUAUUCAGAUAUAUUAUUGUGCUUUCUGUCUCUCCUUAGUUUCCAGCAUUUAAAAAAAAAUGUAGUUGAUGUGUGCAGUAUUUUGGGACGUGUGUGAACAAAAUGCUUAUUUUCAUUUUUUGGAUUUCCAUUAUUCCAUUAUUUUAAUGGCUGGGAAAAUGUAAAUUAGCUUCGAGUCGACGAUGCCAACGUGUGGGUUUUCCAAAUGGCUUAAGAAAGAUUAUAUACAGUAUGAAGAUUUGUGGGGUGAUGUGAAGUAUUUCUAUACAAUGAACAAAACAUUUUGUAUUAAAAUAGGAGCAGCUGUUGUGGGUAAUUAUAACGAAGAUUGCUCCUAUGAUAAGCAAGAAUUUCAGGUAGAGUGGGUUGCCAGGGUUCCGCUUCUCGUAAUCAACAAGGAUUGGUUAUGAGAACACAGAGAAUGCAGUUUGUGUUAUUUAUACUCCAGAAGAUUAGAACAACAUGCAUAUUUUAUAGCACAAUAUGUCCAAUUAGAUGUAUAAACAAUUUGUUCCUGGACUUUAUAAACAAUAUUGGCAUCCACUGAAAAUGAAAGACUACAUGGGCAAUAUUUUCGAGACAGAAAAUUAAAGUAGGUCACAAAUGUUUGGCUUGAAGACUUGUAGUGCAACAACAGCCGCAUUGUAAAGUUUUGUAAUCCACAUUAGUAUUCUGAAAGUCAGCUAUUGCAUUAAUACAGCACAAUAAUUAAUACAGCAAUUCAGUUAAAAAGACGACUUCGCCGUCAGCACAAAAUAAGAAACAGAUAAAGGAUUAAGAGCUGGGCUGCUCAUAUCCCAUGUAAAACAACAACUGAAACCACAGACUGACAAAACUGAACUGCGUAUACAGUUUCAGUUUUUAUCUAAUUCCUAUUUAAACAAUUUCCUUUUGUAUUGUGUGGCUGGAGACAACAAUAUUAUACUGUGUGUAUGUUAUGUGUGAUAAAAUGUAAGAUAUAUAGAAGUACAGCUAGGGUUGCCAGAUUGAGAAUAAUAUAGCGGUAGAAAAACACGCUUCCCCAAAUAUUCAUUCUUUUUUUUUUUCUACAGUAGGAUAUUAUUGAAGAAAUCCUCAAUCUGGCAACUCUGAAUAAAUACAAUGUGCAGUGCACCAUAUACAAGAGUGAUGUCAGAUUUUGGCUUGUGUAAAUGAACGAUGUCAGGCUGUGAUACGGAAAAAGCAAUACAGGUGUUUAGAAGCACUAUCAGU